This is a messenger RNA of Lates calcarifer (barramundi perch), 2580 nucleotides long. Its product is annotated as butyrophilin subfamily 3 member A2. The record is from RefSeq and is a predicted model, not a curated record. Bases 84 to 1619 code for a protein of 511 amino acids. Lineage: Eukaryota; Metazoa; Chordata; Actinopteri; Centropomidae. The transcript is spliced from 6 exons.
GGAAAAACCAUGUUUCCCUUUCCGGUGGACUUUGACCGUUCACCGCCUGCAGUCUUUCUCCAACAGAUCCACAGAACUCCAGGAUGUUUCGUGUGAAGGACAGUCAGUCUGGUACAACCACCUCUCUGGUUUUCCACACUGUUACUGUCCUCGCCCUGAUACACCCAUGUAGAGGUCAGUCUGAGGUUGUUGGUGAACCUCAGCCAAUCAUAGCACUAGUUGGUGAUGACAUCAUUUUGCCCUGUCGCCUGCACCCUGCCAUGGAUGCAUCUGACAUGACUGUAGAGUGGGCGAGAUCCGACCUGGACCCCAGGUUUGUUCUUGUGUGGCGUGAUGGUGUGGAACUGGAGGCUAAAAAACAUCCGUCCUACCAGAGAAGAACGUCACUGUUUCCUGACCAACUGAAACACGGAAACAUUUCACUGAAACUUUCCAACGUGAAACUGUCUGACCAGGGAAGGUACAGAUGCUUCGUUCCAGCAUUGAGUAAAGAGUUCUCUGUUCAGCUCUUUGUAGGUGCUGCCUCCUCGCCUGUUGUUACCAUAGCAGGGAUUAAUAAAACCAUCAGUGCAGUGGUGUUAGAGUGUAAAUCUAAAGGAUGGUAUCCAGAGCCUGAGGUGUUGUGGCUGGACGGUGAGGGAAACCUCCUCUCUGCUGGACCUACAGAGACAGUCAGAGGUCCUGAUGACCUCUAUACUGUCAGCAGCAGAGUGACUGUGGAGAAGAGACACAGCAACAGCUUCACCUGUAGAGUCCAACAGAACAAAACCAACCAGACCAGAGAGACACACAUACAUGUUCCAGAUGAUUUCUUCCCGUCUAGUUCCAGUUCAUCUGUUCCCGCCAUUGUUGGUGUGGUUGUCAGCCUCCUGUUGGUUCUCACAUUAGUCUUCAUUGUGUGGAAAUGGAGACAGAACAAACUGAAGAACAAGAGCAAAUGUGAUGUUGAACAAACACAGGAAGUAAAAGAGAAGAGGAGCAACUCUGACAGUAAUGAUCCAUUGAUGGAGCCUCUGAUGAGAAACAGAGAAACAGAGAGAGAGACAGUGGAGAAUGAGGAGAUGAAGAUCCAUCCCUCAAGAGAAACAACAAAUAUUCACACUCAGAUAAAAGAGGAAACACACCAAAGACCAACUGACAGUGAUCUUCAGUCUGCAGUGGAGGGAGGACGUCCCCAACAACGAGGACAGACAGAAAGAGAAACCACAAAUGGUCAAGAAGAAACUGAGACUCUAUCAGCAGAGGGAAGAGGAGAUGAUCCAAAUCCAACAGAGAGUGAUUUGGAGAAGGGAGAUAAAACUACAUCUGUGGGUGAAAACACCAAUGUGAAUGACAAGACAACGAUCCAUCCAUCAGCUCAAACAACAAAUCCAGACACUCAUAUAGAGGAGAAAACACACCAAACACCAGCUGACAGUGAUCUUCAGGGAGAAAGUCCCCAAGAACAAGGACAGACAGAAAGAGAAACAACAACUAGUUUGGACAAAGGAAGAAGAAAAAGAAGAAGAGAAGAAACUGAGUCUGAACCAGGAGAGAAACAAAGAGAUGAUCCAAAUCCACCAGAGAGAAAUGAUGAUGACAAAGCUACAGGCAAAAGAAAGAAAGUAGAGGAAAUAUGAUGAAAGAGUUUCUAGAAAAAUGAAACAGAAGAAGGAACAGGAGACUCUGAUAAAAGAACUGAAACAGCAGCUGGAGGAGGUGGAGAGACAGAGAGAGGAGACUGAGAAGAAGCUUCAGUCAGAGAACAGAGAGGAAGACAUGAAACAUCUGGAGAAGAAGAAGACAGAGCUUCAGAAACAGCUGGAGAAGAUGGAGAGAGGACGGGAAAGAACAAAGAAUGAGGUGAUUCACAUGACAGAGCAGAAAAUUAAAGUGACAAAUGAAAAGGAGGAAGUUAUGAAGAAAAUAAAACAGAUGGAGAAACAGAGGAAUGAAAACAUGCAGAUAAAUGAGACUGAAGGACAAAGUGAUUCAGAUGAUGAUCUUUGAUGAAACUCAGAGGAGAUGGAGGUGAACCAGACUCUGAAGGUUCUGGUUUGAACAGUGUUCACCUUUCAUCUUGACAUGACAUGAACUAAAAAAAACAUUAUUCAGUGUCUUUUGAAUUCACUAAAUGUCACUGUCUUUUCAUGUGUUUUUAAAAAGAAAAAUCACUCAUCUGCUCAAGUAUUUUAAAGCAUUAUUUAUGCAACAUUAUGGAAAUAUUUUAUUAUCGCUGGGAUGGUUCAGAGUAACAGGGAGAACAGAGCCUCUGUUUUCCUCUCUGCUCCCUGAACACCUGUUGUUGCUCUAUGGUUUUUCAGGUUGGAUCUCCCUCUAACUGAGUGAGAGUCAGAGGCUUAAACUGCUGGAAUCAGACCAGAGAGUUCAGAGUGAAGCUGAACUGUAGGCAAAGACUAGUGUUUAUAUACGUGUGUGUGUGAAUUAAUUGAGAUUAUUCUGUUUAACUACAUUUCUAGCCACUGUAAUAUUAAUGUUUUAUCUCUGUAUUUUGUUGUGUAGGAUGUCUCUGCAUUUUAUGUGCGAUUGUUCUCCUUACUUCCUCUGCCAAUACUAUAUUAAUAUUUUUAAUAUUUUUUA